AUUCCUCACCAGUCAGCACUGUCACUGUCAGUAAGAAAAGAGAUAGUUUUCAGGUCCAGUAUUUUGACCUUUACAAGUCAAACACUCGCCACUCUUUUUCCAUCACGAUGGCCAACGUCAGCGUUAGAGUGCUCCCCUGCGACGGCGACGGCUUUUGCAUGGCCUGCAAAACGAAGCCGUCAGCCGAGGAGACGCUCACGUGCAAAACCUGCUACACCCCCUGGCAUGUGGCUUGCCUCGCCGUCCCCCCCGAAACCCUUGCCGAGACUCUCAUGUGGGACUGUCCCGACUGUGCUCCGCCGUCCGACGACGGACAGAUCGCCGGUAAUACGGUCGCCGACGGAGGAGAGGCCGGAAGCUCCGGCGAGCUGAUCGCGGCGAUCAGAGCCAUCGAGUCGGAUGAGUCUCUGACCGAGCGGGAGAAGGCAAAGAGGCGGCAGGAGCUGAUGUCUGGAGGAGCGCGACCACCGUCCGAUGGCGUCGGCGCUAAUCCAGAGAAGGACGACAAAACCGUCGGUGAAAACGAUGGCCUCGAUAAUCUCGAGGUCGAUAUCAAGUGCUCGAUUUGCAUGCAGCUUCCGGAAAGACCGGUUACGACACCUUGUGGUCACAACUUCUGCCUCAAGUGCUUCCAGAAAUGGGUGAAGCAGGGAAAGCGAACCUGCGCGAAUUGCCGCCGCGCAGUCCCGCCGAAGAUGGCGAGCAACCCUCGCAUCAACUCUGUGCUUGUGGAGGCCAUCCGCAUAGCGAAGCAGUCAAACGGCUUCAUCGGAGAGGAACAACGAGCUAAGGUGGUUCACUAUGUCCAAAUCCAAAACCAGAACCGGCCUGACAAGGCGUUCACCACAGAGAGAGCCAAGAAGGCUGGCAAGGCCAACGCCGCGAGCGGCAGAAUCUUCGUGACCAUCCCGCCUGACCAUUUUGGACCCAUUCCGGCCGAAAACAACCCUGAGAAGAAGACGGGGGUGUUGGUUGGGGAGACUUAUGACGGCAGGAUAGAAUGUAGGCAAUGGGGGGUUCAUUUUCCGAUGAUUUCUGGGAUUGCCGGGCAGUCCAAACAUGGGGCCCAGUCGGUUGUUCUCUCUGGGGGCUAUGAAGAUGAUGAGGACCAUGGCGAGUGGUUUCUUUAUACAGGGAGUGGUGGCAGGGAUCUUAGUGGCAAUAAGCGUACAAAUAAGGCUCACACUUUUGAUCAGAAGUUUGAGCUGAGGAAUCAGGCACUAAGAGUAAGUUGCCUACAGGGUUACCCUGUUCGAGUUGUCAGAUCCAAGAAGGAGAAACGCUCCUCUUAUGCCCCACCAGCAGGGCUACGAUACGAUGGAGUUUACAGAAUUGAGAAAUGUUGGACAAAACAUGGCAAACAAGGUUUUAAGGUAUGCAGGUAUCUUUUUGUUAGAUGUGACAAUGAACCUGCUCCUUGGACAAGUGAUGUUCAUGGAGACCGUCCAAGGCCUCUGCCAGUUAUUCCGGAGUUGGUGAAUGCCAUUGAUGUAACAGAAAGAAGGGUAGAACCUUCUUGGGACUUUGAUGAAGAAAAAGGUUGCUGGAUGUGGAAAAGGUCUGCACCACGUAGCAAAAUACCGGUGGAUAGUGGGAACCUAGGAGAUAAGAAACAAACUAGGAAAGUUAUCAAGCGAAAACAGAAAACGACUGUUAGCAAACGGCUUCUGAAAGGGUUGGAAUGCUACCUCUGUCAUAAUGUUAUGACUCUCCCAAUUACUACGCCAUGUGCUCACAACUUUUGCAAAGAUUGCUUAGAGGGUGCCUUUGCUGGCAUAAGCGCAACGACACAGCGGACAUGCCAAGGCAGACGUACAUUACGGGCAAAGAAAAAUGUGAUGAAGUGUCCUUCAUGUACGAAUGACAUAGCAGAUUUUCUUAACAAUCCGCAGGUUAAUACAGAACUCAAGAAUAUCAUAGAAUCACUCCAGGUGAAAGCUGUUAAGUCAGAGGAAGGUGCUAAAGAGUCAAGUAAACAUACUGAUGGCUCACAUGAAAAGCUUGAUUUGGUUGCUGAAGACCCCGAAACUCGCAAUGCAAGUGAAGCGACUCUGGACGAAGCCAAAGAAAGUGCUGACAUUUGUAUGAGAGACGCAGAGAGACAUGAGGGCAAGGAGCUCUUUAAGCAGCAAGAUUCUGUUAACAGUGAGGUAGAACUUGGUCCGGUUGAACCUGCAAAGGCCAACAAGAAGGAACUGCAAGCAACUGCAGUUGAGAGAAACUUAAAGCAGACUCGCAAGCGAAAAAAGGCGAACAACAGAGGUAAUGCGUUGGAUGUCGGGGCAAUGACUAGUAGCAAGAGGGGUAAAGUGGAAGCAGCAGCGUGAUUUUGCUUCAUGAAUCGGCAACCAAUUCAAUUUGUAUUGUCUUUAGGAAAGGGGGUCUGCAGCAAAAAAGCUGUUUUUUUUUUUUUUUUUAAAUUUUAAAUUUUGAUUUUUUUCUGUCUAACAAUUGCUGGUUUUUGUUUUUUUUUUUUGGGAAGGCCAGCCAUGGUAAGCAUUUAUGCUUGUUAAUAGUUGUCACUGUUUAUUAAUAUGACAGUGUCAACUAUAUUAAAAAUAUUAAAUAAAAGGUGUGCCG
Molecule: messenger RNA, 2580 nt
Organism: Prunus dulcis (almond)
Lineage: Eukaryota; Viridiplantae; Streptophyta; Magnoliopsida; Rosales; Rosaceae
Product: E3 ubiquitin-protein ligase ORTHRUS 2-like
Exons: 9
Coding region: 108-2327 (739 amino acids)
Biological process (GO): protein ubiquitination; negative regulation of gene expression via chromosomal CpG island methylation
Molecular function (GO): metal ion binding; ubiquitin protein ligase activity
Source: RefSeq, a predicted model, not a curated record